AUGGCGGCUCCGUCGCCGUCUUCCCCACCAAACUUUCUAUCUCCUCCGUCUUUCCGAUCAGUCAAAGCUUCUUACUUUCUUCGAAAUUGUUCAAAUUUCUCUCAUUUGAAACAGAUUCAUUCCAAAAUCAUCAGACACAAUCUCAACAACGAUCAGUUACUUGUUCGUCAGCUCAUCAGUGUAUCUUCUUCAUUCGGAGAGAUCCAAUACGCUUCUCUCGUCUUUAAUCAACUUCAAUCUCCUUCUACUUUUACUUGGAAUCUUAUGAUAAGAUCUCUCUCUGUUAAUAACAAGCCUCGUGAAGCUCUUCUUCUCUUUAUACUCAUGCUCUCUCAUCAAUCAGAGCUUGAUAAAUUCACUUUCCCUUUUGUUAUCAAAGCUUGUCUCGCUUCUUCUUCUCUUCGUUUAGGUACCCAAGUCCAUGGUUUAGCUAUCAAAGCUGGCUUUUUCUCCGAUGUUUUCUUUCAAAACACUCUCAUGGAUCUUUACUUCAAGUGUGGGAAACCUGAUUGUGGACGUAAGGUGUUUGAUAAAAUGCCUGGCCGAACUAUUGUUUCAUGGACUACUAUGCUUUAUGGUCUUGUCUCCAAUUCACGAUUGGAUUCUGCAGAAAUCGUAUUCAACCAAAUGCCAACAAGAAACGUUGUCUCAUGGACUGCGAUGAUCGCUGCUUACGUUAAGAAUCGAAGACCCGAUGAGGCGUUUCAGCUCUUUAGGAGAAUGCAGGUUGAUGAUGUUAAGCCUAAUGAGUUUACAAUAGUUAAUUUGUUGCAGGCCUCUACUCAGUUAGGAAGCUUGUCUAUGGGUAGAUGGGUUCAUGAUUAUUCUCACAAAAACGGUUUCCCACUUGAUUGUUUCCUUGGAACCGCUUUGAUCGAUAUGUAUAGCAAAUGUGGAAGCUUGCAGGACGCAAGAAAAGUGUUUAGUGUGAUGCAAAGUAAGAGUUUAGCGACUUGGAAUUCAAUGAUCACUAGCUUGGGAGUACAUGGAUGUGGAGAAGAAGCUUUGUCUCUGUUUGAACUGAUGGAAGAAGAAGAAGGUGUAGAACCAGAUGCUAUCACUUUUGUUGGUGUCUUAUCCGCCUGUGCAAACAUCGGAAAUGUAAAUGACGGUUUGACGUACUUCAUACGCAUGAUCCAAGUUUACAAUAUUACACCUAUCCAAGAACAUAAUGCUUGUAUGAUCCAACUGCUGGAGCAUGCCCUGGAAGUGAAUAAAGUUUCGAACUUGGUUGAUUCUAUGUCUUCUGAUCCAAACCACAACACUUCAUUUGAUAUCGAAAACACGGAUAGAGUGAGUGAAAGGUACGAAACUCCGAGAGCCACCAUCACAUUAUGUUCUCCAAGUGGGAUGCAGGCUGAUUUUUGA
Messenger RNA from Arabis nemorensis, 1368 nucleotides. The record is from the annotation of a GenBank genome assembly. NCBI's taxonomy places the organism in Eukaryota, Viridiplantae, Streptophyta, Magnoliopsida, Brassicales, Brassicaceae.